UGGAGCCAGAUUAUACGGUCAUAGGAAUCUGUUGUUGGAUUCUUAUUAUCUACACAAUAUUUUGGGCUAUUUGGAUGAGCUAGAGUUUUUUUCCUUUUUGUUGGUUUUGAUAGUCUAUAGCUAAUCCAAACAUUGCCUAAGAGAUCUUUUGCAUGCGUUCGUCGCUUGCGGAUAAAUGCUACCUGUUUGAAAGCAAUCUUUCUUCAGGCGGUCGGCGGUCGCGGUCUCGCGAUCAUAGCAAAGCAAUGGUAACGACCCUGACUGAUCAGCACCAUGCAACAUUCUUGUCCGAGCUCUGGUGAUGACAGAUAAGUACAGCCACCCUGCAGCAGCGGGUCCAAGAAAUUAGGCUGAAUGCCUGAGCUGAACGUGCUUCGAAAGGGAUAGGUGGGCCAUUCCCAACGUUUACAACUCGUCUUGUCGUCUUCAGUAAACCACAAUGGCACUGUCCCUCGCACUAAGGGUCUUGACUUCCGCGCCCAUGCUCCUAUAUAGAAUUAGAGUUCAGCCAUUUGCUGUUACAACUUGCAAGUACCGAUCGAGCAGCUAAUAGCUAGCACUCCUAGGAGAUACAGCCGCAGAAUGGAAGCGAACGGGUCGCAACAUCCUCUGCCCAGCCGUAACCUCAGCGCCGAUGUGGAUCACGAGUCCCUGCAGCCGCAGCCCAGUGGUGCCAGGAGCAAGGGGGGAUGGAUCACCUUCCCCUUCCUCGCAGUGGCGAUGCUCGGGCUGGGGGUGGCGAGGGGUGGCGCGACGAGCAACUUUGUUGUCUACCUCGUGAAGAAGUACAACGUGCCUCGCGUCGACGCGGCGCAGAUCUCCAGCAUCGCCCUCGGAUGCCUCAGCUUGGCCCCUGUCGGCGGCGCCAUCGUCGCCGACGCCUUCUUUGGCUGCUACCCUGUCGUCGCCGUGUCCAUGGUUUUCUCUGUCCUGGCCUUGGUCAUGUUCACCCUCACGGCGAGCCUGCACGACCUCCGUCCGGCGGCGUGCCAUCCCGGCGCCGGCCCGUGCGAGCCGACCUCGACCGGGCAGAUGGCGGCGCUGUACGCCGCGGUGUUCAUGCUGUGCGUCAGCGCGGGGGGCGCCCGGUUCAACCAGGCGACCCUGGGCGCGAGCCAGUUCGACGCCGCGGCGGACCGCGACGUGCUCUUCAACUGGUACUUCGUCUUCUUCUACGCCUCCUCCGUGGUCGGCUCCACCGCCAUCGUCUACGUCCAGGACAACGUGUCGUGGGCGCUCGGCUACGCCAUCUCCGGAGCCGCCAGCUUCGCGGGGCUCGCCGCGCUGCUCGCCGGCACGCCGUACUACCGACGGCCCGGCGCGCGGGGCAGCCCGUUCACGGGGCUCGCGAGGGUGGCCCUCGCCGCGGCCAGGAAAUGGAAAGUCAACUUGGCGACGUCAGAGGAGCUGAGGUUUUACCACGGACGACGGAGCAGUGCCGGUGACAAGGACGGCGACGUCAGCGGCGCUACUAGCCUUGCUGCUCCAAGCAACAGCUUCAGCUUCCUGAACCGCGCUGCACUGAUCGCCGACGGCGAUGUCGUUCCGGCGGAUGGGUCCGUGUUCCGGCCGUGGCGCAUCUGCACGGUGCAGGAAGUGGAAGACUUCAAGGCGGUGGUCCGCAUCCUGCCGCUCUGGAGCGCGUCCAUCGUCCUCAGCGUCGCGUUCGGCACGCAGAUCAACUUCACCGUCCUGCAGGCCCUCGCCAUGGACCGUGGCCUCGGCCGCUUCACCGUGCCGGCGGGCUCCAUGAGCGUCGUCAUCCUCAUUUCCAUCGUCUUCUCCCUCAUCCUCCUCGACCGCGCGCUCCUCCCGCUCUGGCGACGCCUCACCGAGCACACCCCGACGCCGCUGCAACGCAUCGGCGCGGGCCACGUGCUUGCAAUCCUCAGCCUCGCCGCGUCCGCCGCCGUCGAGCGCCACCGCAUGGCGACCGUGCGCACGCACGGCGAGGAGGGCCACCAGGCGUGGGUGUCGUCGCUGUCCGCGAUGUGGCUGGUCCUGCCGCUCGCGCUGGCCGGCGCCGGCGAGGCGCUGUACUUCCCCGGGGGCGUGACACUGUACUACGAGGAGUUCCCGCCGUCGCUCAAGAACACGUCCACGGGCAUGGUCGCCGUGAUCAUCGCGCUCGGGUUCUACCUGAGCACCGCCCUCGUCGGCGUCGUCCGGCGCACCACGGCGUGGCUGCCGAACAACAUGAACGCGUCAAAGCUGGAGAACCUCUACUGGUUGCUCACGGUGAUGGCGACCGUCAACUUCGGGUACUACCUGUUAUGUGCCAAACUGUACAAAUACCAAAACGUUGGUAAGUAGCUCGAUCAAGUGUGCAGAGCGUACUUUGAACAAAUGUGCCGCGUGCCAUACUUGUUUAAGCUGUAAACAAUGCAAGGUGUGGGCUGUAAACAAUGCAAGUCACACCUUGCUCUGUUCUUUGCUAAAGUGGAAUGGCGAAAUGUGGGCAUCAA
Messenger RNA from Panicum hallii, 2465 nucleotides. Its product is annotated as protein NRT1/ PTR FAMILY 2.3-like. Gene Ontology annotation, biological process: transmembrane transport. The record is from RefSeq and is a predicted model, not a curated record. The transcript has 3 exons. Gene Ontology annotation, cellular component: plasma membrane. Gene Ontology annotation, molecular function: transmembrane transporter activity. The coding region runs from base 583 to 2313 and encodes 576 amino acids. NCBI's taxonomy places the organism in Eukaryota, Viridiplantae, Streptophyta, Magnoliopsida, Poales, Poaceae.